Messenger RNA from Juglans microcarpa x Juglans regia, 1951 nucleotides. Its product is annotated as calcium-dependent protein kinase 29-like. NCBI's taxonomy places the organism in Eukaryota, Viridiplantae, Streptophyta, Magnoliopsida, Fagales, Juglandaceae. Gene Ontology annotation, molecular function: calcium ion binding; calmodulin binding; calcium/calmodulin-dependent protein kinase activity. The record is from RefSeq and is a predicted model, not a curated record. Gene Ontology annotation, biological process: protein autophosphorylation; peptidyl-serine phosphorylation; intracellular signal transduction. Bases 30 to 1595 code for a protein of 521 amino acids. Gene Ontology annotation, cellular component: nucleus; cytoplasm. The transcript has 8 exons.
CCUGCAACUCUCUCUCUCUCUCUCACCAAAUGGGACUCUGCUUCACCAAAUCCCGUGACAUUACAAUCGCAUCCUCCUCCGCCUCUGAAUCACCUCCUCGUCCUUCAAAUCAGGCUCCCAGGAUAACCCAAGAACGGUAUAACCCAACUCUAUCCAAACCGGCCUCCACUUCCUCUAAAGCCACUUCGACUUCUGAAGAGAUUGGACACAUUCUUCGCAAACCGUACGUUGAUUUACACUCUAUUUACGUUCUCGACAGAGAGCUGGGGAGGGGUCAGUUUGGGAUUACCUAUCUCUGUACAGAGAGGGCCACGGGUCAAAAAUACGCGUGCAAGUCCAUAGCGAGGCGGAAGCUCCCAAAUCAUAAGGAUAUUGAAGACGUUAGGAGGGAGAUUCUGAUACUACAGCACCUGACAGGGCAGCCCAAUAUCGUGGAGUUCAAGGGCGCUUAUGAGGACAGGCAGAAUCUGCAUUUGGUGAUGGAGUUGUGCUCAGGGGGCGAGCUCUUCGACCGGAUCAUCGCCAAGGGUAGCUACUCCGAACGCGAAGCGGCGUCGAUUGCUCGGCAGAUUGUGAACGUGGUUCAUGCGUGUCAUUUCAUGGGGGUGAUGCAUAGGGACUUGAAGCCCGAGAAUUUCUUGAUGGUGAGCAAGGAUGAGGAAUCUCCCAUAAAAGCCACCGAUUUUGGACUCUCCGUCUUCAUUGAAGAAGGGAAAGUGUACAAAGACAUUGCUGGAAGUGCAUACUACGUGGCCCCAGAGGUGUUGCGGCGACGCUAUGGGAAGGAGGUGGAUGUCUGGAGUGCUGGAGUCAUUUUAUACAUCCUCCUGAGUGGGGUGCCUCCUUUUUGGGCUGAGAAGGAGAAAGGCAUAUUCGAGGCAAUUUUAGAAGGCAAUCUUGACUUGCAGAGCGCUCCAUGGCCUAAUAUAUCUACUGGUGCUAAGGAUCUGGUCGGGAAAAUGUUAAUGGAGGACCCUAAGAAACGGAUUACUGCUGCCGAUGCUCUUGAACAUCCAUGGUUGAAGGAAGACGGUGAAGCAUCUGACAAACCUAUUGAUAAUGUCGUUUUAAGUAGGAUGAAGCAAUUUCGAGCAAUGAACAAGCUGAAAAAACUCGCACUAAAGGUCAUAGCAGAGACCCUUUCAGAAGAAGAAAUAAAGGGGUUGAAACAGAUGUUCAACAACAUGGACACUGAUAAAAGUGGUACAAUAACAUUUGAAGAACUCAAAACUGGAUUGUCCAGGCUUGGAUCUAAGCUUACUGAAGCAGAAAUCAAGCAGCUGAUGGACGCUGCUGAUGUUGACAGUAGCGGGACUAUUGAUUACAUCGAAUUCAUUACUGCUACCAUGCAUCGGCAUAAACUCGAGAAGGAUGAAAGCCUCUAUAAGGCGUUUCAGUACUUUGACAGAGAUGGCAGCGGGUUUAUAACAAGAGAGGAAUUAAGACAAGCCAUGACUAAAUAUGGAAUGGGGGAUGAUGCUACCAUAGAUGAAGUGAUCGAAGAUGUCGAUACUGAUAAAGACGGGAGAAUCAACUAUGAAGAGUUUGCAGCCAUGAUGAGAAAGGGAACCCAAGAUAAUGGUGGGAAAUCGUAGAUAAGUUGAGGUGAAAGAUAUGAUGUACAUAUGUACAUGGAAUAAAACCCCCUCACCACCAAAGCUCAAUCUCUGCUCUCAGAUCAAAUGUCUCUAAAUUUGAGGCAUUACUGCUGCCAUUGAGUCUGCUACUAGUAAUGAUCAUCUAGAAAUGAAAUAUAUAUGUGAUGUUACCUUAUUAGCCUCUCCCCUACUCCCUUAUUCCCAUGUGUCAACGAACACCUUUUUUUUCUGGUUUCUUAGCAUUUUAAAUCUGGUCCAUGCGGACCCUCUAAAUAUGUAAUUUCUCAGCCCGAUGGAAAAUUGUAAGUAAAUUCAGACAAAUGGUAUAUAAAUAAAUAAACUUGUAUGUUUGA